Molecule: messenger RNA, 831 nt
Organism: Lycium ferocissimum
Lineage: Eukaryota; Viridiplantae; Streptophyta; Magnoliopsida; Solanales; Solanaceae
Exons: 3
Coding region: 128-538 (136 amino acids)
Source: RefSeq, a predicted model, not a curated record
GCCUGGAAAAGUAUACACUUUGUCAAGAUGGUAUGUACCACAAGCAAGACCAGUUUGGCGCCUUCUGCCAACUUUCAUCCAAAUCAUUGAAUUGAUUGAGGAGGAAGAAAAUAAUUACUGGGCUAUCAUGUCUGCCGUCUUUGAGGGGAAACCUGUUGCUUCUGUUACAUCUAACCCAAGUUUUGAGAAUAAGCUGGGCUAUAACUCUUCUAAUUCAACAUUAAGGGACUCUGGCAUCAACAAUAAGGUAUAUUUGCUGAGGACAAUGCUUCAAUGGGAGAAGCAACUGCGCUCUGAAGCAAGUCUCCAGCGAGUGGAGUAUGCUACAAAACCAUACGAAGCAAGCUCCGGUAUGCUAGGCGAGGUGGUCAUCGUAUGCUGGCCCAAUGGGGACAUUAUGCGCCUGAGCACUGGCAGCACCGCUGCUGAUGCUGCUCGGAGAGCAGGGUUGGAUGGGAAAUUGGUUUCAGUAAAUGGCCAGCUGGUAGUGCCCAAUACAAAGUUGAAAGAUGGUGAUGUGGUUGAGAUCAGAAUGUAGAUAUGUCUCGCUAUGUUCAAUCAAGCAGAGUCUGUACAUCAUGUAUAUUCAUUGCAGCUGUGGAAAAGCGCUCGCAAUAGAUUGAAGUUCUAUGUCCUGGGACAGAGUAAUUCAUUGACUAGCUGCUGAGCAAAGUCCAUUUGUUUUUCAUAGUCGGGCCUUGGAGUGGCUCUUCAAAUUGUACAUAUUGUUAACUUUUAAGGCUCAAAUGUAAAAAACUCUUGACACAGGGAGAGCGUUGUACCGCUUUGGAAAAAUGGAAAAAGGUUAUUCUAAAGACUCUUUUUGGUUCA